This is a messenger RNA of Temnothorax curvispinosus, 2672 nucleotides long. RefSeq lists its product as uncharacterized. The transcript is spliced from 4 exons. Gene Ontology annotation, molecular function: N-acetyltransferase activity. The record is from RefSeq and is a predicted model, not a curated record. Lineage: Eukaryota; Metazoa; Arthropoda; Insecta; Hymenoptera; Formicidae. The coding region runs from base 80 to 808 and encodes 242 amino acids.
GACACGAGCGCGGACAUAGAAUAACGUAGAAGCUAUAAGCACUUCAAUCGGAGCAGAUCUAUAAAAGGUGAUAGAGAAAAUGCCGCGCAUCAGACCGUCGGGCCACCCACCUAAAGUCUGGCAAUUAAUUGAAAUAAUGGAUAAAGAUAAAAAGUCGUCGAUCAAGUUCACAAUUCAGGAAAUUCCCGAGGACCGAUACGAGGAUGCGAUUCAAUAUAUGUGCACACACUUCUUAGCCGAUGAACCGAUCUGCCAAUGUUUAAAUGCGAAAAACGAUCCUUUAUUUGUACAAGACAUAAGCGCGUUAUGGCGCUUAUCACUCGCACAAGGCAUAUCCAUAGCCGCAUUCAUCGACAAUCCCGAUGGUGGGAAACCUAUAAUCGUCGCUAUAAAUGUUCUGGGUGUUGAAGUUAACAGUCAAAGAGGUAGCAUUUCCCAUUACCAGUUUAAGUCAGAGAAAUGCAAAAAGACGUUGGAAAUCAUAUCUAAUACAAAGAAGAAGGUGCUGUACAAACGUUUUGGAUUUGACAAGUAUCUAUAUGCUAAUGGGCUUAGCACACAUCCCGAUUAUCGAGGAUACGGAUUAGGCAAGAAUAUGCUGAAAAUCAGAGAGCUUAUUGGACCUAUGUACGGCAUCCCGACGACAGUCUCGGUGUUCACAUCGAUAUUUUCGCAACAAUCAGCAGCAAAAGCGGGAUACGAAGAAUAUCUGACAAAAAACUUCUCCGACUUAGUGGACAAAGAUGAAGAGGGGUAUUUUUCCGGUACUGAUGUCACAUUGAAAAUCAUGGGUAAAAGAUUGCUUUAAUAUGAUCCGAUGGUCGAGGCGACACGCAAGAAUUACACAGUAUAUAUAUAUUUAGAAAAUUACGUGAUUCACUUAAUUUGUACCGUGGAGUAAGUCUUACAAUUUCUACUGCGUACUGCUCAAUAUUCCUGAUACGCAUCGUGACGCAUUGGAACGAAUGACAAUAAAGGGCGCCUUUUCGCCGCGUCGAGCACAUCAUUAUCGACUUCUUGUCGAAACAGGGCAGGCGUAACUUCCGUUCCGAUAAGUGCAUUCGCUACAUUCGGAUGCACUUGGAAUAUAUAGAUGUUGCAAUACAAAAUUUUAAUGACACACCUUCCGUGCAUACGCGGCGAAAUGCGGGUUGCACAUUACGCGCCGGAACAUGCACCGUAAUACCAUGCCGUUCGCGUGGCCAGAAUUUAAGAUUACGGUCUUCAUUUACGAUGUACCAAAAAAAAAAGAAAUCUAGAUUAAAAACCUUGCGAAAUAAUAUAUAUUAAUCCCCUGCGAGAUAAUAAAUGCUAGAUUAUUAUAAUCUUCCUAAGUUUGAUGCGAAGAGCAGUGGAAGAAAAUGAUUACAUUUUAUCUGAAAAAUAAAGCUGCUGUAACUACACUUUUUAACGACUCAGCAGCCUUAUAGUCUAUUUUUUAAAUAUUACAUCACAAAUAAUAGAAAUAUUACCUUCUUAUCGAUAUACAUUUUUUUUAGCUCAGCAAAUUGCGCGUCGAAUAAUCGGUCUUGAAACAGUCUCAAGCUAAAGCCAAAAUAGUACACGUAAUUAAAUUAAUAAUUAAUUUAAUAAUCAUGAUAUAUGCUAAAUAAGCAUCUUUUAGAAACAAAAUGUAAAAAAUUUAUUGCUAAAAUAAAUUGCGAAGAAAUGUAUACGCAAAAAUAUUAUUAAUAGGCACAAAGAUCCAGCCCGAUCGUAGAAGGUAUAUUUCUAUUAUUUGUGUUAUUUUCAUAAACAGCCAAAUUUUAUUAUUGUUAUUAUAUAUAUAUCUAUACUUUUUAGUAAUGUAAAAUAAAAUGUAUACAGAAAAUGCAUGUGCAGAAAUAAGUGCCUUUGUAUCAUAAGCGAUGGCAAAAAAAUAUCAUUUCAUCGCAUCGCGCCUAACAAACUGCCACAGAAUUAUAUGGAAUUUGAGACAAAUGCUACUUACUUCAUCAAAAAAAUGGAAUAAUUGUGAAAUGGAAUAAUAUACUUAAUUAAAAACUACAUCGAUGUUUACUCGAUGGGGAUUACGAGAAUUUUGUUCAAAUUUAGUGACGUAUCUAUAGUUGCAUGAGAACUUAAUGCCAAUAAAUAAAGCAAGUUAAACUUAAAUAGCAAGUUUGUUGUACACCUUUGACCUAAUAUUAAAACGAAGAAUCCAUUGACAUUUCAAAUUGUUAAAUAAGUGUAAUGAUAGAGCAUUAAUUAUAAUUUUGUUAUCUCGCGUUAAUUAAAACCCCAUAAAGGUCAAGUAAAAAUUAUUUCAUUUUCUAUGCUAGGCAAUAAUUGAUGCAAAUCAAGAAGCAAUGUGAAAUAUAUCAAAUCGGUGAAAUUAAUUGUAUUUAAAUUGCAAAAUUUUCCUAUUUGUCAAUAAUAAGUAAUAAAAAGAUCAAUACAUAUUAUGUGAAGCACAAUUAUAUAAUAUUAAACUGAAACAAAAGAAAGUGAAAAGAAGCGAGAAAAAAUAAUGAGUACCGGAAAUUCUGUAUAUAAUAAUGGACUUUCUAUAAUUUCUACAGACAGUCUGCAACACUUUUUAGUAAGUCAAAUAUUUGUUUAUUGGAGCUGUUCAAUUGAAAUAUUUAUAUAGCAAACACUGACGAACUUGCGUGUAAUUGUAUCGGCAUAUUUGCCGUUUCUGAAUAAAUAUAUACUUGUUACGCCAACAA